Molecule: messenger RNA, 1154 nt
Organism: Camellia sinensis
Lineage: Eukaryota; Viridiplantae; Streptophyta; Magnoliopsida; Ericales; Theaceae
Source: RefSeq, a predicted model, not a curated record
CCACAACAUGCAAAUCCACUGUAGUUAUCCACACCAUCCAUUAUUAGAUUAUCCAAAGAGUCAGAGACAAACACCAUAAAAUGCUCCCACAAUUACAAAGAUUAUCUACAAAGAUCAAUAAGAAAUUAUCUACAGAGAUUAAAUUCAGAAUUCGCCAUUCAUAUUGCUUAAUUUAUUGAACUGACUACUUCUUACAUCUCUAAGAAGACAUAGCACAAAUCUAACAGUCACUACAAUCUGGUCAGAGAUAGUCUUACCAUCUCUGUAAUCGUUUUGAUACAUUCUUGCACCACAGAACACACACAAUAGCAACAAGUAGACAACGACAUAAGUUUUGAUGUGUGCGAAUGUAGAGGGCAAGACAGUGAAGGCCCAAAUAUGGGACACAGCAGGUCAAGAGAGGUAUCGAGCCAUCACAAGUGCAUACUAUAGAGGUGCAGUGGGAGCCCUCCUGGUCUAUGACAUAACCAAGAGGCAGACCUUCGAAAAUGUCCAGAGGUGGCUCCGCGAACUGAGGGACCAUGCUGAUUCCAACAUCGUCAUCAUGAUGGCUGGAAACAAGUCUGACCUGAACCACCUCCGAGCAGUCUCAGACCAAGACGCCCAGCUCCUGGCCGAGAAGGAAGGCCUUUCGUUCCUGGAGACCUCAGCCCUGGAGGCACCCAACAUUGAGAAGGCGUUCCAAACAAUCUUAUUGGACAUUUAUCAGAUAAUCAGCAAGAAGGCACUGGCAGCUCAGGAGGCAGCCACUGGGCUUCCGGGUCAGGGCACAACCAUUAAUGUCGGAGACUAUACGAGUAAUUUGAGCAGGAGAACUUGUUGUUCUAAUUAACAAGAAUAAGUCUACAAACACAGAAACUGGUCGCAAAACUGGACACAAUGGUCAGUUUCUGUUUAAUAUCAGGGAGGGGACAUAUGAGAUGAAGUUUUUGUUCAAUCAUGACAGCUUAUAUGAUACAAUGUGACAUGAAUUUUUCUCUAGAGGUCAUGUUAGACAACAUCUAGUUCAUGAACACCAUUGUUGAGUUGCACGCAUGACAAUGCUAGCUAUCUCCCUCCUUGGAACUUCAAAAAAAAAAAAAAGUUGGGCUGCAAAGUUGGUGUCUCGUCACAGACAAAGGGAUGGACAACUGUUCAGUUCUUAUUAACAUGUA